AUGCACACAAUGGGUGACGUGGGGAUGGUGGUUCCUGCGCUUCUUGCACAGAGGAAGGCGUUGGGUACGGCCGCCUGGAAGGAGGUGUGCCACAGCUUUGCGAAUCUCAGCGCAGGGCACAGCCUGGAGGAUUUGGCGCUCAAGACGUCGGAGGCAGCGAGCCCCGCGAUGGAAAGGCAGAAGUGCUGGCAGCUUGCGCUGCGUGGCUCUGAAGGGCUUGAGCUCCCGGGCCAGGUCUUCGCCGCCCCGAACCCCUUCCUGCGGGCUCUGAAGGCAAUGCUGGGAGGGGACAUCUCCACUUCGAUUGGAGCCACAGGAGGAGAGGUUUGCCCCGAGCUCGGCGAGGCCGUCGACGGAAGGCUUCGUGCCUGCGAGUGUGAGAGUGAGAGCCUAGGCGGCCACGUCCCACUUACAACACCAGCGCUUCGCGGUGCCUUUUUGGAAGCCCCUUGUGGCGCACUGACGCUUUCUGCCGAGGGCUCCAAGGCGCCAAAGGCAGCGCCGCAGCCCUGGCCACAGGUGGACGAGGCGCUCCCCGAAAAGCGUCUGAAGGGCGAAGCAUGGGUGGGAAGCUCUGGUGGGAAAGUCACCGCAUUGCUGCCGCUGCUGUGCAGUCCCCAUGCUGAGCCAACGUCCCUGUCACAGCACUGCGCCCGCUUGAAUGAUCUUGAUGGCUGCCGCAGCGGAGGUGCCGAGCCAGCUGCCGACCGCAACGCAAGGCGCGCAGACACCGCUGCACAAGUCAAGACAGGGGCAGACGGAGACGCCGCAGUCAGCAUCCCGCCGUCUGUAGGUGGCAGCGUGAGCAGCUUCUUCGAAGCUGUCCGGUCCCUGUUGUGGGAUUCGAAGUGCCGCUGA
Molecule: messenger RNA, 858 nt
Organism: Symbiodinium natans
Lineage: Eukaryota; Dinophyceae; Suessiales; Symbiodiniaceae
Source: the annotation of a GenBank genome assembly